AGACCGCCUUUAGCUCUCCAUCUGCACAAAGAGCCCGGCCUCCUCCCGGAUGACAUCACAAAGGGCCGGUUCUCCGCCCCUUCGGCGCCACCACGUGUGUCCCCGGGCUGAGUGGCCACCCGUCUCAGUCCCUCGCCGGCCGGUCUGGGCAGCGGAGGAGGCGAGUGGUUGGUAGCGGCUGGAGGCUUCGCUAUGGGAAGCCGUUCCUUCGCUGUGUCUCCGUCAGCCCUGCUCCCUGGUUCUCCGCAGCCCCUGUCGCUGGAGAGCACCGGGAGGCGCGGGUUCCAAGCGCGCCUGCUUCUCUCCGCCCGGGCGCCCGCGCCCCUGGGCAGGUGCUGAGCGCCUUCCCGAGCCUCCUCUGCCGCCUCCCUCUUCCGCCCGGCCGCCCGGCUACUGCAGUGCACAUGGGCUGCUGGAGGUAGAUGGGCUCCCCGCCUGGGAGGCGGCGGUGGAUGCGGCGCUGGGCAGAAACAGCCACCGAUUCCAGCUGCCGUGGGGCCGCGCGCUCCAGGCGCCCCUGCGAGCCCCGGGCUCAGCCAUGGGGACCUCGGCAAGCAGCAUCACCGCCCUCGCCUCUCGCAGCCGCAUCGCCGGCCAAGUCGGAGCCACGAUGGUCGCCGGCUCCCUUCUCCUGCUUGGAUUCCUCAGCACCACCACAGCUCAGCCGGAACAAAAGACUCCGAGUCUCACGGGCACAUACCGCCAUGUUGACCGUACCACUGGCCAGGUGCUAACCUGUGACAAGUGUCCGGCAGGAACAUAUGUCUCCGAGCACUGUACCAACAUGAGCCUGCGAGUUUGCAGCAGUUGCCCCGCGGGGACCUUUACCAGGCACGAGAAUGGCAUAGAGAGAUGCCAUGACUGUAGUCAGCCAUGCCCGUGGCCGAUGAUCGAGAGGUUACCUUGUGCUGCCUUGACUGACCGGGAAUGCAUUUGCCCACCUGGAAUGUAUCAAUCUAAUGGCACCUGCGCUCCCCAUACAGUGUGCCCCGUGGGCUGGGGUGUGCGGAAGAAAGGGACAGAGAAUGAAGAUGUGCGGUGUAAGCAGUGUGCUCGGGGUACCUUCUCUGAUGUGCCUUCCAGUGUGAUGAAAUGCAAAGCCCACACAGACUGUCUGGGUCAGAACCUGGUAGUGGUCAAGCCUGGGACCAAGGAGACAGACAACGUCUGUGGCACACGCCUGUCCUCCAGCACACCCCCACCUACCCCUGGCACAGCUACCUUUUCUCACCCUGAGCACAUGGAACCCCAUGAAGUCCCUUCCUCCACCUAUGAGCCCCAAGGCGUGAACUCAACAGAACCCAACUCUACUGCCUCUGUUAGACCAAAGGUACCAAGUGGCAUCCAGGAAGGGACAGUUCCCGACAACACAAGUUCAACCAGUGCGAAGGAAGGCACGAACAAGACCCUCCCAAGCCCACCCCAAGUUACUCACCAGCAAGGCCCCCACCACAGACACAUCCUGAAGCUGCUACCGACAUCCAUGGAGGCCACUGGGGAGAAGUCCAGCACAGCCAUCAAGGCCCCGAAGCGGGGCCAUCCCCGGCAGAACCUGCACAAGCAUUUCGACAUCAACGAACAUUUGCCUUGGAUGAUUGUGCUCUUCCUUCUGCUGGUGCUCGUGCUGAUCGUGGUGUGCAGCAUCCGCAAGAGUUCCAGGACUCUCAAAAAGGGGCCCCGGCAGGAUCCCAGUGCCAUCGUGGAAAAGGCAGGGCUGAAGAAGUCCUUGACUCCGACCCAGAACCGCGAGAAGUGGAUCUACUACUGCAAUGGCCACGGUAUUGACAUCUUGAAGCUUGUAGCAGCCCAGGUGGGCAGCCAGUGGAAGGACAUCUAUCAGUUUCUUUGCAAUGCCAGCGAGAGGGAGGUGGCUGCUUUCUCCAAUGGAUACACCGCAGACCACGAGCGAGCUUACGCAGCCCUGCAGCACUGGACCAUCCGUGGCCCCGAGGCCAGCCUUGCCCAGCUAAUCAGCGCCCUGCGCCAACACCGACGCAAUGACGUGGUGGAGAAGAUUCGUGGGCUGAUGGAAGAUACCACGCAGUUGGAAACUGACAAAUUGGCCCUCCCCAUGAGCCCCAGUCCACUGAGCCCAAGCCCCAUCCCCAGUCCUAACGUGAAGCUUGAGAACUCCACCCUCCUGACAGUGGAGCCCUCCCCUCUAGACAAGAACAAGGGCUUCUUCGUGGACGAGUCGGAGCCUCUUCUGCGCUGCGACUCCACAUCCAGUGGCUCUUCUGCCCUGAGCAGGAACGGCUCCUUUAUUACCAAAGAAAAGAAAGACACGGUGUUGCGGCAGGUCCGCCUGGACCCCUGUGACUUGCAGCCCAUCUUUGACGACAUGCUCCACAUCCUGAAUCCCGAGGAGCUGCGGGUGAUUGAAGAGAUCCCCCAGGCUGAGGACAAACUGGACAGGCUCUUCGAGAUCAUCGGGGUCAAGAGCCAAGAAGCCAGCCAGACCCUCCUGGACUCCGUGUACAGCCAUCUUCCUGACCUGUUGUAGAACACGGGGGCACCGCAUUCUGGAAACCGACCAGCUCCAGGGUGGCUUCAUUUCCUUUCCGACUUUUGUGUUCUGGUGUGCGCGUGCGCAUAUGUAUGUGUCUAACGGAGUAUGUGGCUGGUGCUUGAGUUUGGGGUUUGGAGAUUUUUCUUUUCUUUCUUUCUUUUUUUCCUCUCCUUGAAAGUGAAUUGAUAAAGCCUUUUUGAUGUAUAACUGUUGGGAAAUGCCCACCACUAAAGUUUUUUUUUUAAAUUUCACAUAUUCUCCAUUUUUUGCCUUCUUACAUAUUUUCGGAACUGUUCUGCGCACUUUAAAAACUUAAGGUAAAAGCAGUGUGACUUUUUCCACAUGCUGGGUUCUGAGACUCUUAACUCCUUAAAAACACAAUGGCAUCUUGUGACUUCUAUAAGCAGAUAUAAGUGUCUCAGCAUCCAUGCCUACUCUUUCUGGUUUGCUUGGGUUUUUCCCCCCCUCUUUAUCUUACUGUUUGUUUUUUACAAGUGUUCUUAAGGACCGAGGGUAUUUAAGACCCUGUUGAUUACUGUAAUGCAAUUAGACUCCGAGUUAUCUUUCUCAUGUCUUGUCGUAUAGUUCAUAUUCAUGGCUGAAACUUGACCACACUCUCUAUCGCUGAUUGUAUGGUUUUUGUCUGGACACCGUACACUGCUUGGUAACUUGCGCUCCUCUUAACGCUGAUACACUUUGGGCUGGAGACCGAAGUCCUCACAUCCUGAGGACCUGCUGUUUCCGUGGCUUGUCACCCGGGCCACCAAAGAACUUGAUCUUCAUCCUUAGGGCCGGCUCUGCUGCACCUUGGGAAGUCAACCUUGCGUGCCAGUGGCAGCUUUUGCCCGGCUUUGCUUUGAAAGAUUUUUUUUUUUUUAAAUACACAUAGUCAAUAGAUCCAGCUUGCCCUCAAGGCCUGGCUGGGUUUUGUCGUCAUUCAACCACUUUAAUUAAGAAUGGCUGCAGCUGUAAGAACUCUUGUCUGAUAUAUUUGCACCUGUGCUCUCCCUUACCCACCUGCCCGCUGACACUCAGCUGUGGGGCUCUCCUGCAGAGGUGGGGCCUGCUGCCUUUGUAUGGGCGGGCUUAGUGGUAAGGAACUGAUAUCAGAAAAAUGCCUUCAAGUAUACUAAUUUAUUAAUAAAUAUUAGGUGUUUGUUA
This is a messenger RNA of Microtus ochrogaster (prairie vole), 3670 nucleotides long. It is a transcript of the gene Tnfrsf21, whose product is annotated as TNF receptor superfamily member 21. Gene Ontology annotation, molecular function: protein binding. Gene Ontology annotation, cellular component: plasma membrane. NCBI's taxonomy places the organism in Eukaryota, Metazoa, Chordata, Mammalia, Rodentia, Cricetidae. The record is from RefSeq and is a predicted model, not a curated record. Gene Ontology annotation, biological process: humoral immune response; negative regulation of T cell proliferation; oligodendrocyte apoptotic process.